UAUAUAUUAUUUUAUUCAUUUGAAUGAAGUGGUCUAGUCCACUGUCUUUCCGGACUCCGGAGCUGUCAAACGCUUUGGAAGAGGGGGAGGGUGAACAUGGCGUCUGAGCAGGAGAGUUCUAAUGGGCCUGUGAAGAGGUCCAUGAGGGAGAAGGCCAUGGAACGGCGGACCACCAACAAGGAGCACAACAGCAACUUCAAGGCGGGCUAUGUGCCCAUUGAGGAGGAGCGCCUGCACAAGACAGGCCUGAGAGGACGCAAGGGCAACAUGGCUGUUUGCAUCAUAGUCCUGCUCUUCUUGCUGGCUCUCAUCAACCUCAUUAUAACUCUAGUGAUAUGGACAGUGAUCCGCAUCGGGCCCAGUGGUUGUGACAGUAUAGAGUUCCAUGAGAGUGGGCUGCUGCGUUUCAAGCAGAAGGCAGACAUGGGUGUGGUCCACCCACUACACAAGAGCACUGUGGGGGGCAGGAAGGACCAGGACCUGGUUAUCACCGGCAACAACAACCCGGUGGUGUUUCAGCAGGGCUCCACUAAGCUCAGUGUUGAGAAAGAGAAGACGUCCAUCACCAGUGACAUGGGAAUAUCCUUCACUGACCCCCGCACUCAGAACACCUUCUUCAGCACAGACUUUGAAAACCACGAAUUCCACCUGCCCAAAGGAGUCAAAGUACUCAGUGUGAAGAAAGCCUCCACAGAAAGGAUCACCAGCAACGCUUCCUCUGACUUGUCCAUCAAAGGGGACAGCAAGGCCAUCAUCCGCGGCAAUGAGGGGGUCUUCAUCAUGGGCAAGACGGUGGAGUUCAGGAUGGGAGGGGACAUCGAGCUCAGAGCUGAGAACAGUAUUGUUCUGAACGGGUCGGUGAUGGUGAGCAUCAGUCGCAUGCAAAACUCCUCAGUGGGGGCCAACGUGUAUUUCGACGAAGGUCUGUUGAGGUACAAGCUGUGUAUGUGUGCAGACGGCACUCUGUUCCGUGUCCAGGUGAAGUAUCAGAACAUGGGCUGCCAGACCUCAGACAACCCCUGUGGAACGGCCCACUAAAGAGACUGGAAGACAAACUGAUGUGACACCAUCCAUCUUGUCCUACAAUUAACAGAUGGUCAAGUAUGGCCAACCAAUGUUGAAAUAACCUAGAACAAUGUGCAGUGCAUACUGCAUACACAUUCAAAAUGUAACACCCAGAAACACACACUUUUUUAUGGAGGCCUUUUUGUUUGUCUGCAUAUCCGCUUGGCCAAAGAUAAGAGCUACAUACAGUAUUAUCAUUUUGUUUUGUUUAGACUUAGAGCAGCACACUAUAUGAAGUAACAACAGACACAGCACUCUACCAAGCAGUCCAGUAUUAUUACCGGUGUUCUGGGUAUUUAUAUUGAUAAGAUUUGCUUAUGUAUAUUUCCACUGGCAGCUGUGUGUGACUCGAGUACAAGUCCCCAUGUAUUAAGCAUCAGCCACUGAUCACUUAGCCACUAUAUUUAUGUUUUGAGUAUGGUUAGUUAAGGAGUAAUGAGUUGGAGUUAGUGGGAUAUGUACAAGGGUUAACACUUAAAAUAGGAAACAUAAUUUGAGCUUAAAAUAGGAAACAUACUUUUAGUGCUCCCUACAUUGCUAUCUACAGUGCAUUCGAGAAUUCUUCAACAUUAUGUUACGUUACAACCAAUUAAAAUUUAAAAAACAGAAAUACCUUAGUUACAAAAGUAUUCAGACCCUUUGCUAUGAGACUCGAAAUUGAGCUCAGGAAAAAUCCUGUUUCCAUUGAUCUUCCUUGAGAUGUUUCUACAACUUGA
Molecule: messenger RNA, 1781 nt
Organism: Oncorhynchus gorbuscha (pink salmon)
Lineage: Eukaryota; Metazoa; Chordata; Actinopteri; Salmoniformes; Salmonidae
Product: beta-sarcoglycan-like
Exons: 6
Coding region: 97-1038 (313 amino acids)
Biological process (GO): muscle organ development
Cellular component (GO): sarcolemma; sarcoglycan complex
Source: RefSeq, a predicted model, not a curated record